CGACGGUAGUUCACGCGGACGUCGUUUGCAUCCGUGUGCCGUUGUCGUCACUGUCGUCGUUGUUUUCGUUACCGUACGCGAGUUUACAGUGUUCCGAAAAAGAUAAUUAACAAUAAUAACAUAGUAAAAUAUAUGUGUUUAUAAAAUAUUAUUCGUCGUAGAAGAUUCUAGGACCGUCGUCAACGUAGUAUAGGUGGAAAAUGCAAUCAGAAUCAAGUUCACUUCAUACUCUUACAACGAAACAAACCAAAAACAAAGAGCUAUGGCUGAGAGCGAUACAUCGGAUUCACAGCCAGAAAAGGCGAAAUCAACAUGUCGAUUUACAAAAGACAAAUUCUGUUUCAAACAUGACAGUGGAUACGUUUGACGGUACAGACUACAACACCAACAAUACAUCACAAAUUCCAAUCGAGUACACGGAGCCUGUGUUCAAAAAAGGCAGAGUUUACAAAGGCAUUUAUUGUCCAACGCUCACCAACAGUUUUCGAGAACCCAGUCUCGAGCUAUCGUAUCAGAGAUACUCGCACAGACAACGACAGAAGUCCUUAAUCAUCGUUAAUUUCGUCGACAUGACACUUAAAGCAGUCUUAGCCGGUGUGUGGCUGUUGCCGACCUAUCACGAACCGUACCAUAGUCAAAGGGCCAUAUGGACGUGUCUGACGAUGUUUGCCAAUCUCACCGUGUGUCUGCUAGGUUGGUGGAAAUGCUUCGCCAAUAACUAUCUCCAGUGGGCAGCCGUUUUCACUUGGUGUUUCAUUAAUAUACAAGGUUUCGUAUGGGAGAGUUAUGGACAAGGAUCUAGAGAAUACCUGGUGUGGUACGUGCUGUUCAUCGUCUUCGUUACUUAUGCCAUGCUACCGCUUCCGUUGAGGUGGUGCAUACUAGCCGGUUGUUCGACCGCACUCUUACACAUACUCAUCACCAGUUACACGAAAUCGUCAAAAGAAAAAAAUAGACUGUGCGUCGUUCGCCAGCUAACCGCAAUGAGUUUGUUGUACGCUGCCGUCAACUUUGCCGGAAUGUACACAAAGUACCUAACAGACCGAAGUCAACGAAAGGCGUUUUUAGAAACGCAUAGGUCCACCGAAGCCCGAUUCAAGACCCAAAAGGAAAACGAACAACAAGAAAAACUUUUACUCUCGGUUUUGCCGGAUUUCGUGGCUAGGGAAAUAAUCAAAGACAUCGCUUCUGAAACGGACAAAGGACCUUUUAUGCCAAAUCAAUUUCACCGAAUUUACAUUCAUCGUUACGAAGACGUCAGUAUUCUGUUUGCCGACAUUAAAGGUUUUACAGAGUGGGCGAGUCGUACUUGUGCUCAAGAAUUAGUCAGAGUACUCAACGAUCUAUUUGCUAAUUUUGAUAAACUAGCUGCGGAAAACCACUGUCUUCGUAUCAAGCUUUUGGGCGAUUGCUAUUAUUGUGUCUCAGGUCUUCCUCAAACUAGACAAGAUCACGCCGUCUGUUGUGUAGAAAUGGGUUUGCAUAUGAUAAACGCGAUUAAGGAAGUGCGAAAUAAAUUGAACGUUGAUCUAAAUAUGCGCAUCGGAAUACAUUCAGGGUCGGUUCUUUGUGGCGUCUUAGGGCUCAGAAAAUGGCAGUUUGACGUGUGGUCUUACGACGUGACAUUAGCCAAUCACUUGGAGUCAGGCGGAAUACCUGGACGUGUUCACAUAUCCAAGGCUACUCUAGAUUGCUUAGAAGAAGCCUACGAUACAGAACCCGGUCAUGGGGAAAAUCGCGAUGCUUAUUUAAGGGAUCACGGGAUUGAAACGUUCUUGAUUAAAGAACAAGAACCUUGCCGAGGUCACCGAAAGCUACAGAAAAUUAAUUCUUCGAGACCGCGUUUAUGGUCGGACGAGAAAUUGUGUUUCAAUUCCAAUACGCAGAAACUAGUAUCGCCAAAAAUUGAGGAUUAUAUCGAUGACAAUAAAUGCAAUGAAUGGACUCCGGAAAUACCAUUUGAAAACUUAAAUACAAGUGAUCAAGAAUUGGAAAUCGAAGACGGUGAAUGUGGUACUCCUAUAACGAUCGAAGGAGACGUCGAACACGCCGAAGACAUUAUGGAUCAUUGUAUCGAAGUCGAGAGUAAUGAAAGAAUGAGAAACGAAAACAUAGAUCGAUGGACAUUAAGGUUCAAACAACCAGAAAUUGAAACUAAAUUUUGUCAGUUACGCGAAGACAUGUUUAAAUCAAACAUGGCGUGUUGUUUUAUCAUAUGGCUGUUGGUCGUGUGUUGUCAAACGAUCAUGUUGCCCCGAUGCAUGAAACUAUUGGUUGCCUUAGCAUUCACCACCGUUGUGCUUUGCGCUGCGCUAACACUUGUCAUGGCAGAAGAGUUCAUGCACUUGCCGUCUGCUUUGCAGAGGAUGUCCUCAGUAUUGGUGCAAAACCGGUUCAGGCGGACAAUGUUCAUUUGCGCUGUAGUCGGACUUAUAUGUUUUUCCUCCACUCUUAGUCUCCUGUUUACGCCCGACGAGCACCUGAUCAGGAAAGUGGACAACUCGGACGGAGACGACGGCCGAAGGACAAAACGCCGGACAGAAGAAACCAACGACUGUGUGCACCCAGAGUAUUUAGUGUUCACGUGGGUCCUUUGCCUAAUAGCCUUAGCCACCACACUCAAGCUAUACUUCCUGGUCAAGACUUUCUUAGCAUCCAUCAUGGUGGCCGUGUACACAGGACUCACAUCGCUAGCCUACCCACAGGUAUUCUCACAGACCGACACUGAACACCGGACCAUGCCGCUGUCGUCGCAGAUGCUGUUGCUGUUGAUCGUGUUCCUAGUACUAGUGGCCUAUCACGCCCGGCUAGUAGAAGUCACUUCCCGGCUAGACUUUUUAUGGAAACGGGAAGCCGAACGGGAAUUGACCGAAAUGCGUGAGACCCGAACCAACAACCGACAACUGUUGCGCAAUAUACUGCCCGAUCACGUCGCCCACCAUUUCCUGUCGUCCUCACGCAGGCACACUACGGACGAACUGUACUCGCAGUCCAUCGACAAGGUUGGCGUCAUGUUUGCAAGCAUUCCAAAUUUCACAGAAUUUUAUUCUGAAGACAUUAACAAAGGCAUGGAGUGCAUCAGAUUGCUGAACGAAAUAAUCGCUGACUUCGACGAAUUGUUAUCGGAAUCGAAAUUUGGUUCGAUUGAAAAAAUCAAAACCGUCGGUGCAAGCUAUAUGGCCGCGUCCGGGUUAAAUCCCGGUGUUAAGGACGGAGAAGACGAAUACGGUCACCUUUGCGCUCUUGUCGACUUCGCAUUAGCUAUGAAACAAUGUUUACAAGAUGUCAAUGUGCACUCGUUUAAUAAUUUUCAGCUCAGGGUUGGAAUAAGCUGCGGUGCCCUAGUGGGCGGAGUCAUCGGAGCGCGGAAACCCGUGUACGACAUAUGGGGAAACACCGUGAACGAGGCUUCCAGGAUGGAUUCCACGGGCACUAUGGGCCGGAUACAAGUGCCCGAGAGCACGGCCAAAAUCCUGAUGGACAGGGGUUACGAGACGGAGUUCCGGGGCUCGAUCGCGGUCAAGGGCAAAGGCGAGAUGAAAACGUACUUCGUAGUGGGCAAAAAGGGAGCCGUGGCGAACAACCUGAGCCGACAGUCGAGUCAGAUCAGCAGCUUGGCGACCGUCGUCUACGGGAUGGUGCAAGCCAGACGCCGGCAAAACACAGUAAAAAAAAGACAUUUUCAUCAUGUUGCAGGCAACAACAACCUGACGCGCACCAAGUCGCAGUACCACCGCACGCAACCCGGCCGGUUGGUGAACUUUAGCAGUUUUCGUGUGUCCAACCGGCACCAACAACAACAACAACAAUCACAGCAGCAACAGCGGCAGCAGCGACAACAGCAGCAGACGUUCCGCGACGGUGUCGACGACGGCGGACCGAGUCCGGUGGCCAGGGCCGUCGCGGCCAGCGGCAGCCGUCUGUUGUCGUCGGCGUCGGCUUUCGGCGGCGCGCUGCAACAGCACCAACGCGACAACGGGACGGCUGCGACGGCGGUGGUGGUCGCCCGGGUGGACUCGCGUAGUAAGAACCACAGGCCGGUCACCGCCGCCACGUCGCUCAGGUACUGCAAGUCGGUGUCGCCCAUCGCCGAGAAACCGCCGGCGCGCCGCAGCCCGCCCAGGUCGGCGUCCAUGAACCUCCAGGCCCGCAGCUCCGCGGCGGCGGCGGCGGCCGUCGACUCGUUCCCGAGGUGAUGAUGAUGAGUGAUGACCGGUGCGGGUAGACGCAGCGCGGCGGCGGUCGAGUGCAGCGUUCUAUUGUAGCGGAACAGAGUCCGUAUUAUUAUUAUUAUUAUUAUUAUUAUAUGAAUAUUGUUUUAAACGGAAAGCGAACGUUCGAUGGGGUACGAUCGAAAGGUUUGUUAAAGUACCAUCUGUUCUCUAUAUUGAUUUGUCAAUAAUUAUUACGUGUGUGUUAUAAAUACCUCUAAAAUCACAUUAAGUAUAUUAUUAUGUAUAAGAAAAAUUGUGCGUGAUGUAUAUAUUAUGAUAAUAAACCCACAGAAAAUAUAUGUCUUGGCGCGUCCUAUCGAGUGCAAAACUCGCAGUUUGAGGGCCGGGAGGGUAGACCGACGGCGAUUUUAAUAACUGCACACCAUUUUGUUGAAAAGGAUCUAAUGAGUCACAUGUUUGAGUAUAGAGUAAAAUAUUAUACAGUACAUUAUGGUGAAUUUAUUUCCUUUGACAGACAUAACAUUAUUUAGAAAUAUUCAUAUAGCGUCAUAAAAGUAUUCUAGGUCAAAAUAUCCACAGACGAAAUAAUAUGUAUCCAGGAAAAAUGUAUGCCGGUAAAAGAGGUUUUGAAAAAGUAAAUAAGAAUAAUCCAAAUUCGAAGAUUUAUCGUUCGUAACACUGAACUGUUAAUAAUUAUUAUAAGUCUGAUUUGAUCCACGGUGACAGUUCAAAUAAUACCCAAUUCACGUACGUUGUGCUCUUAUUAUUUUGUCAGCUGCUUGUUCUAGUCACAUUUUCGCAAUUAUAAUUUUCAAACAUUUAUACAUCGAUAAUAUUAACCUGAAUCAAUAUUAAACAAAUCGAUUGAAUUAUAUUGAAUUGAUAAUAAUACGUCUUAUUAAGUUUGAAAAUCGAAUGUUCCGCUAAUAUCGACUACACGUCAUAUAUAACACACUGUUUAUACGAUAAGCUGAGUUUAAUGAGCUUAGAUUAUAUUAUUCCGUUAUUAUUAACUUUAUUAUCUAAUACCGACGUAAAAUCCUUAUUAAUAAAUUGUUUAAGUUUGGAUAUUUUGACUGAAUACCUAUAUAAGAUACUCGGCCAUAUCUAAACAACGUGCGUACAAAAUGUUUGUAUUAAAAAUGUUUAAUGGGUAGGUAUUUAUUAAAAGGUACCUUUUUACAUUUUUAACUUUUCAAAAAAAAUAAUCAAAUUUUCAUUUUUAAUUUGAGUUUUUUUUUUAAU
This is a messenger RNA of Rhopalosiphum maidis (corn leaf aphid), 5420 nucleotides long. Its product is annotated as adenylyl cyclase 78C-like. The record is from RefSeq and is a predicted model, not a curated record. Gene Ontology annotation, biological process: adenylate cyclase-activating G protein-coupled receptor signaling pathway; cAMP biosynthetic process; intracellular signal transduction. Gene Ontology annotation, molecular function: adenylate cyclase activity. Gene Ontology annotation, cellular component: plasma membrane. NCBI's taxonomy places the organism in Eukaryota, Metazoa, Arthropoda, Insecta, Hemiptera, Aphididae.